GCGUGCCAUUGACACGUCGGCGCCCACGACAACUGAUCAGUGGCAGGGAGCACAGGUGACUACAGACCUUAGCGAGCAGCAAGAAGGGCAUGCGAUGAUCAGUUCGCCAAGUUGGUUGUAGCACAAGCUCGUCGAAGCGAUUGCUGCGAGCCAAUAUGGUAGCAGAUCCUACCAAGGCAUCAGCACUCGUGAGCGAGGACACAGCGGGCUCUCGAGGUUUAGAGAGCGAUAUCGAGCUCAUAGACGAAGAACGACAACUUCUCUCCUCGCUCAAGUCGCACACUCCACCGGCAGGCAGCACAGCGCCCAGGCGAGCGCCGCCAGGUUACUCAGAUAGGCAUAGGCUUUCGACUCAGCAUGAGGUAGAAGGGGAAGACGAGGAGGAGGAGGACGAUGUGGAUGCCCUACAUUGGGAUAACACACCAAGAGCGACUUCCGGCAAGAGAGACGAUGCAGAGGGCAAAUACGCGCAGAUUGGCUCGAAUGCCUCGACGCAAGCUGGCUUGUCCAAAGCCGAACGGACGAGACUCUAUUGGCGUACAGCCAUCAUCAAUGUCAUCUUCAUCCUUCUAUGGUACACCUUUUCGACCUUGAUCUCAGUCUACAACAAAUGGAUGUUCUCACCAGAGCAUUAUGGGUUCCCGUACCCGCUCUUCGUAACGUCAAUCCACAUGUGCAUUCAAUUCGGUCUCUGCUCGCUCGUCAUGGCCGUCGUACCCUCAUUACGGCCGAAGAACAGACCUGCUCUAGUAGACUACGGGACAAAGGUCGUGCCUUGUGCGGUGGCAACAGGCAUGGAUAUUGGCCUGUCCAAUCUCUCCCUCAAGACAAUCACGCUCUCCUUUUACACAAUGUGCAAGUCUUCAACGCUGGGAUUCGUGCUGCUCUUUGCGUUCCUGUUCCGGCUUGAGAAACCGACCUGGAAGCUCUGCGCCGUCAUCGUCAUCAUCACCGCCGGUGUGAUCCUCAUGGUCUCCACAGAGACUCAAUUCCACCUGGUAGGCAUGAUCGAGGUCCUCACCGCUUCGGCACUGUCAGGAUUUAGAUGGGCACUCACCCAGAUCCUACUCCAAUCUCGCAAAGACUCGAUGGGCAUGGGCAACCCUAUUGCCACGCUCUUCUGGCUCGCACCCGUCAUGGCUGUCAGUCUGGCUCUCUGCUCGAUCAUAUUCGAAGGAUGGGGCAACAUUUUCGGCAACGAGAAGUUUUUCGGGUCCACACAGCUCACUUUCAAUACGAUUGGCAUCUCUAUCUUUCCUGGCAUACUCGCAUUUUGCAUGAACGUCGCCGAAUUUGGACUGAUCAAGCGGACGUCUGUCGUCACCUUAUCCGUCGCCGGUAUCUUCAAGGAGACUGCGACAAUCUUCUUGUCGACCAUCAUUUUUGGUGAUGAACUCAUGCCGCUCAAUAUCUCUGGCCUUAUCAUCACUAUUGGAGGCAUCUCGCUUUACAAUUGGAUCAAGUACAAAGCCUACGAUCAAAAGCUAGCCACUGGUGAAGAUGCAAGCAUGACCGAUCGGCCGAAUUCACGAGGACAUGUGGCUCUGUCGCAAUCGAGCCCCGAAGAAACUCUGUUCCUCGCAAACAGAGGAGAAGAGACAAUCUUUUCUGCAAACAGGAGCGCAUACGAUGCGCCGUCUGCGGGUGCGCAUACACUCGGAGACGACGACAGCGAUGAUGAAGCUGCACAUCUGCAUAGGGCGGUGCGUGAGCCCGAGCACCCAAUACCGAACCUCAAAGAAGAGCUAGAGCGCGAUCCCGCAAUCCGACGACUAGACGCGGCACAGGCCAAGCUCGAGCGAUCACUAGAUCAAGGCAUUCAUCACGAGGCAUCAGACACGACUCGGAGCUCCGAUGAUGAGGAGUGGCAAAUGGCCUGGGAAGGCUCCGGAACAAAGUCGACCGGCAAUGGCAUUAUAGACCCUCAAGAUGAAUCACCGUGAUGCAAUCGCUUGUGUACACGCAUACUGUUGUGAUGUAUUGAUAUAGUGCAGAGCGAUCUAGCGAGGCCCAAACGACUUUGUGCCUUUUCCAAACGAGGCAGACUUUCCAUCUUCGUAGACGAAUGUGAGACCAUAGUCGAUAUUCGCAGCUGCCAUGAUAGCUUCGUCGUCCAUCUCGGGCACGAGGGACUCGCGAAGAGGAUCAUAAGGACCGCCAACCGACU
Molecule: messenger RNA, 2167 nt
Organism: Mixia osmundae IAM 14324
Lineage: Eukaryota; Fungi; Basidiomycota; Mixiomycetes; Mixiales; Mixiaceae
Exons: 9
Coding region: 156-1943 (595 amino acids)
Biological process (GO): UDP-glucose transmembrane transport
Cellular component (GO): cis-Golgi network; Golgi apparatus; endoplasmic reticulum-Golgi intermediate compartment
Molecular function (GO): antiporter activity
Source: RefSeq, a predicted model, not a curated record